Abrus precatorius (Indian licorice) is the source of this 3685-nucleotide messenger RNA. Its product is annotated as putative disease resistance protein RGA1. The transcript is spliced from 4 exons. The record is from RefSeq and is a predicted model, not a curated record. Bases 1 to 3324 code for a protein of 1107 amino acids. Lineage: Eukaryota; Viridiplantae; Streptophyta; Magnoliopsida; Fabales; Fabaceae. Gene Ontology annotation, molecular function: ADP binding. Gene Ontology annotation, biological process: defense response to other organism.
AUGAUUCAUUCUUUUGAGGUGCAGCGGCUAUUGAAGAAGAUGCUUGAUGGUGCUAUUGAGAUGAAGAUGAGGGAUGGUGAUGUUGCUGGGCUGAAUAUGGCUUCCUUUGCCCAGCUUGAUGCGGUUGGAAAUGGAGUGGCCUACUUCACAGUGUUCGUUUCAUUGUAUAGAUCUGUGCUCCUUUCCUCACUGUUUCUACACAUUAUUGCAUUCCUCUCUUUGAUUGUCAAUAUCAACCCUUCUUCAUCUUCUCUUUCACUGAUGGCCAAGUUUGAGUCAGUUCCGUUUGCUGUUGCUUCAAACCUCAUUCACAGGCUAGCUUCCCCAGAUUUUCUUGAAUUUGGACGAGAGUAUGGUGUGAUGGAAGGGUUAGAAGAGCUCAAGAACACUGUUGAAUCCAUCAAUGAUAAGCUUCUUGAUGCCGACGAUAAUCAAGAUCAAAACGGUGGUGUGCGAGUUUGGAUCAGAAAGUUCAAAAAAGUACUUCAUCAUGCAGAUGACUUUUUAGAUGACCUCGCUAUCGAAUUCAGGAGAGACAAAUUGGGUGCAGCAGAAGGAAAAGAAGUAAACAAGGUACUUCUUUCCAUUUCAUCUUCAAAUCAAAUUCCUUUAGACAAUGAAAUGCCUGACAAGAUUAAAGAAAUACGAGAAAGUUUUAAUGAUGUAGUAAAAGAAAUGAAGGAUUUGAAUUUAAGCCCAAGAUCAGGGGUAGUCAAGCAGACUAACCGUGAAUGGAGGGAAACAUGUUCUUUUGUGUUGGAAUCAGAUAUCAUUGGAAGAGAUGACAGUACAAAAGAGAUUAUUAGUCUGUUGAGGCAACCACAUGAAAAGCAAAGAGUUUCUGUGAUUGCUAUUGUUGGCAUUGGUGGUUUAGGGAAGACAACACUUGCUCAGUUGGUGUAUAAUGACAUGGAAGUGAGGAACUCUUUUGAAAUGCAAAUGUGGGUGUGUGUCUCUGAUAACUUUGAUGUGAAAACUAUUCUGAAGGAAAUACUAGAGUCAAUUCUAGGUGUCCAAGUUGAAGACAAGUCAUCGUUAGACAAAUUGCAAAGAGAACUUCAGCAAAAAAUAAGUGGUAAGAAAUAUUUGUUGGUCCUGGAUGACAUUUGGAACGAGAGACAUGACAAAUGGGCUGAAUUGAGAAAGUACUUAAUGUGUGGCGCUCAAGAUAGCAAGAUUUUAGUGACAACUAGAAGUAAAAAGGUAGCAAAAGCAAUGACCGCUAGCACUUCCUAUCUUUUGAAAGGUUUGACUGACGAGGAAUCUUGGAGUUUGUUGAAGAACAUUGCAUUUGAGGGUGAUUCUAAAGGAGUAAAUCAAAAUCUAGAAUCAAUGGGGAAAGAAAUAGCUAAAAAUUGCAAAGGGGUUCCAUUGGCAGUUAAAACGCUGGGAGGCCUGUUAAGAGAACAAACUGAAGAAAGAGAAUGGGAGAAUGUUUUACGCGGUGGCUUCUGGAAAUCAUGUGAAGAGCAAGAUAGUAUCAUGCCAAUUCUAAAACUCAGUUACCACAACUUGUCGCCAGAAAUGAGACAAUGUUUUGCUUACUGCUCUUUGUAUCCCAAGGAUUCAAGAAUUCCAAAGGACAAGUUGAUUCAGUUAUGGACGGCACAGGGUUACCUUGAAUUUUCAGCUGAAAAACACAGCAUGGACGUGGAAGAUAUUGGUAACCAAUUUGUAAGCACGUUUUUUCUGAACUCAUUUUUUCAAGACGCUGAAAGUGAUAAACACGGCAGGAUCAUUAGAUUCAGAAUGCAUGAUUUAAUGCAUGAUCUUGCAAUGCUUGUUGCUGGCAAUGAUUGUUGUUACUUGGAUAGUAUGGCGGAAAAGGUUGAAGGUAGUCCCAUGCACGUAUCUUUGGAAUCUAGGGCCAUUCAUUUAUUGAAUUCAUUAGAUAAAAGCAGGCUGCGAACUUUGAUUUUGCCGGAUCAUCGCAAUUUUGAUGAGGAGGAAGUGCCUGUUGCCAAUUUCAAAUACUUGCACGUCUUGAAGAUUUCAACUGAUUAUUUUCACAAAUCGUCUGAUUCAAUUGAAGGAUUGAAGCAUUUAAGAUAUCUUGGUUGUGCUGGUUAUUUCCCCUUAAAUGGGAUGCGUGGGUUGGGAAAAUUACACUCGUUGCAAUUCUUACCAGUCUUUGAUGUAAGUAGCCAGGAAACAGGCUAUGGCACACUAAAUGAAUUGAAAGAUUUAAACCAGCUGAGGGGAGAAUUAAGAAUUGAGAAUCUCGAUUGGGUGGGAAACGUGGCUCUGGAAUCACAGGAUGUAAAUUUAAAAGAAAAAAAAUUCCUUAAAUCCUUGACUCUAGAUUGGUAUAAUGAGUAUUAUGAUGAAUGGCCAAACCACACCCGUGACUGUGACAGUGACAGUGACAACUUACAGUUAUUAAAAAACCUUCAGCCCCACAGCAAUCUUAAGCAAUUGAAGGUGAGUUAUUACCGAGGCGUGCAUUUCCCAUACUGGCUUUCUCUCCUCACAAAUGUUGUUCACAUCUCUCUCUUUAGCAUUGGAUGCCGCUGUCUCCCAUCGAUGGAACGUCUCCCGUCUCUGAAGUCACUUGAGAUAAGAUUUCUUGCUGAAUUGGAAUACAUAUAUCUUUCCGAAGAUUUUGCAGUAACCUUCUUCCCCUCUUUGGAGAGCCUCGUAUUAUCAUAUUGUUCUAAGCUAAGGGGAUGGCGGAGGAGGAGGGUGGGAUAUGAUAUCAAUGAUUCACAUAAUCUCUCCUUAACUCUUUCAUUUACUAAUCUUUCUCAACUAGAUGUCUAUUCCUGUUCACAGUUGACUUGCAUGCCUACUUUUCCAAAAGUCAAGGUUUUAAAAUGGGGUCAAUAUAGUGCUGCGGAGCCAUUAAUAGCAACAUUAAACACAACAUGUUCAGCUGACUCAUCUUCAUCCGCUGCUCCUCUUUCUAUGCUCAAAGAACUUACGAUUUCUGAUCCUACCAAGUUACCAAAGGGUUGGAUGCAAAAUCUGAUUUCUCUCGAGUCUCUUCAAGUUGAACGGCAUGGAAGUGAAACGCUAGAGGAAUUUGAAACUGGCUUUAAGGAUGGCACCGACUGCCUUCCUUCUCUGCGAAAAAUGAACGUGUCUUCGUGUGUAAGGCUAAAGGCUUUGCCAGAUUGGAUUUGCAAUCUCUCAUCGCUUCAACAUAUCGAGGUCUCAUUCUGCCAAAAAUUGGAGUCGCUGCCCGAAGGGAUGAGUGGUCUUACCAACUUAAAGAUCUUUGAGGUCAUCAACUGUUCCCUCUUACUUGAAGAAUGCCGAACACAGACAAGUGCUGUUAGUCGCCAAAUCGCACACAUCCCACAAAUUAUCCUUCGUGAAAAGUGAUGAUAAAGAUGAGUCAGAUUCCUGAAGAAUGCUUAAGCAGAAGAUGAGUGAGUUUGCAAAGGAAAUGCAUGCGGACCAGUUUCAUAGCGCAAGGACUAGUUGCCCCUUUUACAAACAUCAUUAAUUUGUUUAUGUUAUUUUCCUAAGACGACCAUUUUUGUGUUCAUUUUUUAAGAGUAAUUUUAGAUUAUUUUCAUUGAGGUGUUCUGUUUCUGUUUGUAUGUCAUCCAAAAAAGAAGCUAAGGUCUCAUGUGGAGUCAUUUUAUUGUUACUGACCCAACAUAGUAAAUUUGUUAUCAUGGUUUAUGUAAAUGGAACCUUCAAUUUAUUUAUUUUUUCAAGUUAUCUAAUUUUAAUUGUU